UUCUUGCUGAACCACGCCCCCGCUCGCGCGCAUCUUUCGCAUUGGCCAAUAGGAACGCAAGGAGGCCUUUCUCCUCGUUCUUGAAUUCCCUCAGGGUUGGAGGGGGAGUCACGUGCGGCUUUACUCGGAUCCGGAUUGGACGGGGAAGCGCGAGGGCGCUGAGGUAUUUUGUGGAAGGUUUUGGACCAGAUGGUCCUGUCGUCUGGCGGCCCAGUUAUAGUGGUUCGAGCCGUGGAGUACGGCUCUGGAGGCCCCAUUCUCCUAUGGAAACCCACUGGAAUUUGAAUACUAACAUUCAGCGGACAUAAUGUGGAAUAUGAUCAAAAUAUGAUGAGUAGGUAUUAUAGAUAAGGACAGUCUGACUGUAUGAAAACUAGAUGAAUAAUACAUUAUUUGAUAUGCUUUACCCUGAAGGCAAUACUGAUGAUGAGCAAGAAGAUUUGCCUUAUGAUGGGGAUCUACAAAAUAGCUAUCAAUACAAUUAUGUUUCCCAAAACUUCGAAGAGUUUCCUUCUAUGGAAAAUGCCUCUCAAAGCGCUUUGACUUUGACAUCUUCCCAAAUGAGCUAUUGUUCACAAGAGAAAUCAGAUAUCAAAGUGCAGCUGCCUCGGAAGAAAAUAAAUCUUGUGUCUCUUUCAAGGGAAAAUGACAUGGAAUUUACUAUGACAGCAGGAAAAGAAUUACUAACUUGGGAUGCUAUUGGUUCAGGAAGAAAUCAACAUAUCUCCAACUCUAAAAUCUCAAAAGUCCUUUUGCGUCAUUUUCCCAAAGAGGAAUUAGCAAGUUCGUGCAAUUUAAUUGAUUUAGAAACAAUACCGGAAAUAUCAUUUACUGAAAGUUUUGAUGAAACUAUCCAAAAUAAAAUUAAGAGUUCAGGAAAUGCAAGGAUAUUUUUGUCAAGGGAAGAAGAAGAAAAUAACAUUGAACAAAAAAUAACAUGUGAAUCAGCUGAAAAAAGUUGGGAUUUCAUCCAAGUUGAGCAGUUUACAAUAAAGGAUAGCAUUAAUGCCACUGAUGAGAGAAAAGACCUCAAAGAAAAUAAUUCACAAUUUGUAACCCAGAAAGAAGACACAAUCAAUGAAGAGUUGGGUACCUCAACCCCAAAAGAUGAAUAUAAAGACCAAAAAUACUUAAUGGAAAUAAAUGAAUCUUCUCAAAAUAAAAAAUACAGUCAACAUCAGGUUCAUUACCAACUACCUGAUUUUUCUAAUAUUGCUCCUAAGAUUAAAAUACCCAAAGGGAAGAGUAACAACAAGCCAAAUCGUAUAAUUAAAAGAACUAAAUCUUCCUCAAAUUUGCUUGGUAAAUCAGCAGUUGUGAAAGACAUUCUAGAAGCAAUGAAUUCUUUGGAAUCUGUUGCAGCCAAGAACGAAGAAGAGGAAAUAAGAAUAGCUGAACUUGACCAACAUUUAGAGAUGCUGACAAAACACGCUGAAGCUCAGAAUCAUAUUGAUCACCUUAGGUUUAAUGCUAAGAUACUUCCAAGCUCAAAUUCUCAUAGAACAAACUUCAAUAUUAAAGGACAAGGCACUGGAAUAAAUUCUGAGCUGUCAACAAUUCCACCCGUAACUGUUCCUGUGAAGCCCAUGCUUAAUUUCUCCAAAUCACCUUCAGACUUGCAGUCUAGAGGAAUGGUCUCGCCCUUAGCUGAUGCAAGAAAACCGUCACCCAUGAAUCCAUUUUUGUUGCAAAAAGUAACAGAAGAAAGAAAGCUUUUGCAAAUGUUGAAGGAACAGACAGAAGAGAUGAAAGCAAAAGUGGAAACAUUUUCUAAAUGUAUGACAGAAGGUGUAUUGCCAGCAGAGGAACGCCAUCAGCUUUUAAAGCUUUUAAAAGGGCAACUGGACCAACUGGAACAGAAUUACUUAACCACGAAAGAGGAGCAUUGUGCUCUACGACUCCAAAGCUACAAGUAUUCCUCAACCAGCAUUGUAGAAUUUGAUCCUGACAGAAAAGUAGAAGGAGAAAUAUUUAAGCUUGGGAUGCUGCUUGAAGGUAUCGAAGAUAAUAUUGAUAAAACAUGCAAUCCCCAUUCCUCAGCAUUUGUAACAUCACCUUCAUUCACAUCUCCCAAAUCUGUAUCUUAUUCUUAUUCAAACCGUUCUGAGAGUCCUGUGGUUUCCAGCAGUAGUCACUCUCCAGAAAAGACUGCUAUGGAAGUAAAUAUCAAACAUGAGAAAUAUGGAGAGGACAGAAGUAAUCACAUGGAGGAGAAGAGAUAUCAGCAACCUAAUCAAGAUGGUGGAUGUCAUCUCUUCCAGCCACAAAAUUUAAAUUACUGGGAAAUGAAAUCUCCACCUCCAGCCAAUCCCCGCAGUACAAACCAACCUGAAUCUGCUCCAGUUGGUCUCAGUAGAUCAAAAGAACAAGCAAAUCCCACUUAUCCUUCAAAUCAGUUUCUUGAAGGGUUGGGAAAUUCGUCAAAGGAACACAAUAUUAUUAUACAUCCUAGACUGAAAAUACAGUUAUCAAAUAGACCAGCAUGUUCCUGUUCUUCCAAUAGAAAUAAAAAAGUGGACUACAGGAAAGCAGACAGAGGAAAAUCAGAUUGUGAACAGUUCUCUAUCUUCUUAGAAGGAAAAGCAGCAGAUUUCAAUUCAUCAGAUAGUGAUUCAGAAGAGACCUCAUUCUGUGACCGUCUCAGUUCAAGUACUGAUGCAUGUCUGGAACAAAACCAUGGCUCAAUUACAGUGGAUUCAAACAAACCAAACCAAGCUUCUUCACAAAAGGCAGAUACCGGCUUUCAAAGAAUUUAUGCAGAUAAACAACCAGAACAGUUUAUAGACAGACUGUGGGAAAGGCACAAUCGACAUCUUCCAGAAACCCGCUAUUCAAAGAUGCAGGACACCAUUAUCCUUUCGCCACAGUAUCUGGGUCGUAGGGAUCUGUAUGGAAGGAGGUUAACAAGUCCGGAGAGAAGCAGGCACACAAAUGCUGCGGUGCUCAGUUCCACUUUGGAUGGCGUUAUAGAGACUGCAAACAGCUUGAAGAGAACUUCAGAACACAUGAUGCAAGUUAUUUCAGAAGAUUUAGCCAAGGCCAACAUUCAGACAUUGUCAAACGUCACAGGGAGUCAGCACUGUAUAUGAAUGAAUGUUAUGAAAACUAUCAAAACAAUGUCUGAACAUUUACAUUAG
Messenger RNA from Anolis sagrei ordinatus, 3137 nucleotides. It is a transcript of the gene AKNAD1, whose product is annotated as AKNA domain containing 1. NCBI's taxonomy places the organism in Eukaryota, Metazoa, Chordata, Lepidosauria, Squamata, Anolidae. The record is from RefSeq and is a predicted model, not a curated record.